UCCAACUUAUCCACUGGUGUUGGAGGAGUCAGCUGUGCCGACGUUGUUUGACAGGCCCGGGCCGAAUCAAUCUGUCAAAAGAGAAACAGAUGACAGCAGACCCCCGAAGGGGCGGUCAAAAAGCGAAAGUCCGGUGGUGCCUUUGCCAAAAGAGAAUGAGCCAGGGAAAUCAUACAGAAGCUGACUACAUACGGUUACCCACCAAUCUCCCCGAACUCCUCUCUGAAGAAAAUACAUCAUCUGGAAAAUAUUUCCGACAAAUCAUGAAGGACAAAGGCUUCAGAUCUUUUCAGCGGAGUAACGUCUGAAGAUAAAGUAAAAGGAGCCAUUUGCUCUGGCCUCUAGCUAGGUACUCAGAUUACCCAGAGGCUGCCUGCAUCCAGAAGCUUUUCUGCUACACUUUGGCUGUGGACGAGAGGAAAUGAGCACUGCAUAAGAAAUCACCGUUGUGGAUUACUGAGGAUCAAGCCAGACCAAGACCCCCUGAUCAGUAAAGGGAACUGUUAGGAGAAUUUACACUUGAAAAGUGACCAAAUUACAGAAAGUCAAAAAGUAACUUGUUGGAGUAUCUUUCCUGACGUGUAUGUCAGUUUUCCAGUGUGUCAUUUUAACUGAUCCAGUGUUCUGCCGAAUGUAGUGAAACGAAGAAGUGACGUGUAUGUAUAAAUGGUUGUCUGGUGGAAGAAUCAACAAAAAUGAAUAAAAAAAUCAGGAGAGACUUAAGACCAUUUUGUACCAUUUACUGCAGCUGAAUCCCCCUUCUGUUGAGGAAAAAAGGGAGUAAACCUGUGCACCUCUGGUAAACUGAGAAUAGCUGCUGCUCCAGAGACAACAUUUGUUCUGUUAGCUUAUUAUCUUUCAUUUUGUUUGCCUUGUUUCCCUGCUGCCUGGCUCCUGUAAUGUUCCAUCGCCUCUGUGCCCAUGUAAAGCCAUGCCAGUGCCUGAGAUGGCUGUAAGUCCUUGGAAACCUUUGCAAUGGGAGAUCUUCCCCCCAAUGGCUACAUGCCGUGUCUACUGCACACCUGUGUUUUGGGGUGGCCGCCUUUAUGUGAUGGGGGGCUGCAGCGAGAGUGGAAUGCCUCUGGAUUCUGUAGAGGUCCUGGACUUAGAAAGCCAAAACUGGUGUCAGCUUCCCCCAUUGCCUACUGCCAGGGCAGGGGCUUCGGCUGUGGCACUGGGGGACCAAUUGGUGGUGAUGGGGGGCAUGGAUGCUCAGCAGAGCCCACUGGCAUCAGUGGAAGUCUACCACCCUGAUGAGGGCAAGUGGGAGAGGAAGACUGGAUUGGGACAGGCAUCAAUGGGUAUAACUGCCUUGGAGAUAGAUGGAAAGGUGUAUGCGCUGGGGGGUAUGGGUUCUGACACCAGUCCACAGGCGUUGGUGAGAGUCUAUGAGCCAGUUAAGGAUCAGUGGUUGUCCCUGGCCUCCAUGCCCACUCCCCGCUAUGGAGCCUUCUCCUUCCUGCGUGGCAACAAACUCUACGUUCUUGGUGGGCGUCAGGGCAAGAUGCCGGUGACAGCUUUCGAGGCCUUUGACCUGGAGAUGAAGAGCUGGUCGCGCUACCCGUGCAUCCCGAGCCGCAGGGCCUUCUCCAGCUGCGCCGCCACAGAGCAUGCCUUCUACAGCCUGGGUGGCCUGCAGCAACCCGGCCCACACAACUUCUACUCUCGACCACACUUCGUCUCCACUGUGGAAGAGUAUGACUCUGAACAGGGUGUUUGGUUGAAGCCCACAAGGGGCUCCCGGAUGAGAGAAAAGCGGGCGGACUUCGUGGCUGGCUGUCUCGGUGGAAGGGUGAUUGUUGCCGGAGGGCUGGGUAAUCAGCCUUCGCCGCUGGCCUCUGUAGAGAGUUAUAAUCAUGUGAAGAGGAGAUGGGAGGCUGUGGCUCCAAUGCCCACCCCGCGCUGCUCCUGUACCCCUCUACAGACCACGAACAUGCUAUUCCUAAUUGGAGGUGUAUCACAGGGUCCCAGCAAUGCAGUGGAGGCCCUUUGUCUGCAAGAAAGUGUCUGACACAUCAACCCGUCUCUUGUACCUAUGAAGGAUUUGUGCUGGACUCUGCAGGAAUAAGAGACAUGCAGAUGAGUCCUGCUCUGCCCGAGUCCUCCUCCCAUGCACAUCUGACACUUCAGUGGAGACAAUCUACAGGAGUCUGGACAGCAACAUGAAUCUCUGGCUGGACUAAAGACUUUGAAGUCUCAGACAAGCAAGCAAAAAAAUCUCUAUGUACACACAACUACACAGGCAGAGGUCCAGAUACCUUUGAACUGUAAUGUUUUGUUUUUUUUUCACAAUCAAAGCAGGGUACUUUUCUGGAUAAACUCAAAAGGAACUUAGGGCCAUAUCCACCAUGCUGCUGCAGAGUUCACCUGCAGUAGCACGUUUAGCACUUUUUCUAUUGCAUUAGAGAAAAAGCAAAAACGGAGUGGAUCUCUCUCUGCAGGAGUGGAGGCGUAUGUGUGUGUAUGUGUGUGUGUGUGUGUUUGUACCUUCACAGCCAUGCAUGUGUGAAAUUCAGCACUAUUAUUCUUAGAGCGAGAAGAACAUGCCACUAACGGUUAAUACUCGAUGCCUGCACUGUAGCAUGUUGUGGGACGGUUUCAGGCAGUAAUGGAGACAGAGUGAAUCAAGAUUAGACAGCAGUAGCGUGUGUUUUCGAGGAAGUGACAGAGCCCCGAAUAAUGCAUUUAGAACUUCAAAAUUGCCACAUUUAGCGUAUCUAUAAUACUCCCUAAUUGAGCGCUUGGCAUGCCAGCUGAUGGUUUUAGUGAGAGGAAUAUAAGUAACAUCUUCAAAGCAGUUUUCUAAAAGUAUAGAAGUGAGCAGCAUCAUGCUGGUGUCAUGUCAUGCCUAUGGUUGGUCUUAAUGGAAAAUAGAAGCUAUUUGGAAAAAACAACAAAAUCGAACUAAGGUUGUCAUGUGGAUGCUCAGAUCAAAACCCAAUCCUGUCAGGUAAUAUACACACAAACACGUACAUCACAUUAUUGCACAUAUGUGGUAUAUACAUCACUGGUGCUUUUGUGUAUUUCACCAUGAAUUAAUUGAA
Molecule: messenger RNA, 3044 nt
Organism: Neoarius graeffei (lesser salmon catfish)
Lineage: Eukaryota; Metazoa; Chordata; Actinopteri; Siluriformes; Ariidae
Product: kelch domain-containing protein 8B-like
Exons: 7
Coding region: 932-2011 (359 amino acids)
Molecular function (GO): protein binding
Source: RefSeq, a predicted model, not a curated record